UUAACUUAAUCAUUUCUGUUGUUCCAAAUAGAUUUUAUUGUGUGAAAAAGUGUUAAAAAUGAUUAAAAGAAUCAGACUACAGAACAGAAUAUUCAGUGAUGUCUAGACUGAACAAUGGUAAGGUAGCUGAUAAGCUGUUGCAUUCGGGGAAAAAUUGUAUUAACAAAAAAAUGACGAAUAAUUGUCGGGGCGAUAGCCUAAUUUUGGCACAUGUGGUUUUCAGACAUGGACAUAGGACACCACUUGGUAAAAGUGAACUUUAUCCAACAGAUCCUCAUAACAAUAACACAUAUUUCCCAAUCGGUUUCGGCCAACUCACCAACCAAGGAAAACAAAAAAUGUAUGAUUUAGGCAAAGAACUGAGAAAAAGAUACAAUGGCUUAUUAGGAGACGUUUAUUAUCCCGAUGUCGUGGACGCACGAUCAACAAAAUCAGCCAGAACAAUAGCUUCGUUACAGUAUUGCCUUGCUGGACUUUUCCCCCCCAACGAAUAUCAAUUAUGGAAUAAGGAUUUAAAUUGGCAAGCAAUCCCAGUCUAUUACAAAGAGAGAGAAGAUGAUAAAGAAUUACUGGGUGUGGACAGUUCAGAAUAUUUUCACAAGUAUUCUGAAAAUUUACAAUCAGAUUUCUGGCAACAAGAAUUUAAAACAUACCAAGAAACAUUCGACUACAUAAACGAACAUUCAGGUCUAAACAUGAGCAACUUCUGGGAUACUUAUUUGCUCUAUUUCGGUCUUAAAACCGAAACCGAAUGCGGUUUGGAACUACCAAAAUGGUGGGAUAAAGUUUGGCCGGAGAAAAUCACAGAAAUGGCAAUAAGACAAUAUUCGAUUGCCUACACCAAGUCAGAAAUGAAAAAACUGUGUUGUGGCUUAUUUUUUAAUAAAAUCAUCGAAGACACCAUGAAGAAAAUUAAGGAACCUCGGGGAAAUGAAUUCGAGAAAAAAAUGUAUUUGUACAGUGUCCACGACAGUAACAUGGCUAUGUUGCUUUUUGCUUUAGGUGCCUUUGAUAAUUGUAUACCUAAGUACGGGUCUUAUAUUAGUUUUGAAGUUCAUAAAAUAAAUGACACUUUUGGAUUCAAGAUCUAUUAUCAGAAUUAUGAAAAACCAGAACCAGUUUCUGUUAUUUUACCUAAUUGUCAAGAGUUUUGUCCUUUAGAUGAUUUUGUUGCAUUUCUUAAGGACAUUUUACCGGAUAAAACGGAAAAUUAAAUAUAACAUUUAAUAAAUUG
Molecule: messenger RNA, 1234 nt
Organism: Aethina tumida (small hive beetle)
Lineage: Eukaryota; Metazoa; Arthropoda; Insecta; Coleoptera; Nitidulidae
Product: venom acid phosphatase Acph-1
Exons: 8
Coding region: 99-1214 (371 amino acids)
Biological process (GO): dephosphorylation
Molecular function (GO): phosphatase activity
Source: RefSeq, a predicted model, not a curated record